AGAGUCUUCUGAAUUUGUAGAAGUAAAGCGACUUUCGGAUGUUUACGUUCUUGAACAUAGUCCAAUGAUUCUUAUCCGUUAUAAGCAAUAUAUAGUUAUAUCUUUUAAUUAAUUGACUUGCUAGAAAAAACUUGUAGAAAGAAAAUAUUAUUUAAUUAAAAAAUCGUUUCUCUGAGAAAUAUUUUUUCAUUUCAUUUUGAUAGAAUUAAUACUGGUCUUUAUUUAUUAUAUUUUUAGCUUCAAAUUCCUUAAUAAAAUCACGAACACCACAACAAAAACGUAUUCCACUUGAUCCACUUGUAAAAAUCCAUCAUCGUUCUUCAGCAUUAAAUUCUGCAACAAAAAAGACAAUUGAUGAUAUUCAAACACAUAUUCAAGGUACAUUAUCAUUUAUAAAUUAUCCUUUAGAUCUUAAUAAUUUUAAUUUAAUUGAUCUUUCUUCGUUUCGUGAAUCAGGUCAAGAUCAAAAAUUCGAUGAUGUGAUAUACAAAGGCAUUAAUUUAACACGUAUUCGAGGAAAAAAUAUUGGUGAUUAUGGUAGACAAGUACUUCAUGAGAUCUUCUCACAUGAAGAAUUAAUAUCUUCAAUUUUACCUCCAGGUGGUUCUCAAUAUGCUCGAAAGCCUUUAGAUUUUGAAAAGUUCGAGUUCCUCCAUGAUGCUAUGCGUAGUAAAUAUCGCAUUGCUGGUGAUCGCUACGAUGAAUUUUAUAGCAAAUUAGUACGACCAAAAUUAGCAGAUUUUUUGGCUGAUGAACGUAAACGUGAUCGUAAAAGUAAAUGA
Rotaria sordida is the source of this 782-nucleotide messenger RNA. The record is from the annotation of a GenBank genome assembly. Lineage: Eukaryota; Metazoa; Rotifera; Eurotatoria; Philodinida; Philodinidae.